GCUACCAUUUGCAGAGGCGCUGGGCUCUCUGGGCUUGCUCUUCCUCCUCCAAGUCUCCCCCCCCCUUUCUCUCUCUCCCUCACUAUCUCUCUCUCGCACUCCCCUCACUAUCUCUCUCUCGCACUCCCCUCACUAUCUCUGUCUCGCACUCCCGUUGCCACCCUCGCUGCGACGCCCAUUUCAGCCCUGUGACCGGAAUGUGGGUCAACGGAGCGCUUGCUACACUCGAUUGGAAGGCACCACUUCGAAAUGCAGCAGGAGGAGGAUGAAUCUUUAGGUUAUGGAGUGUGUGAGGGUUUUUGUUAUCGUGGGAUCGUGGUGGGAUUUCAAUCGGGGUUCGUCCGGGUGCGUGUGAGCAAGUGUGAUUUCGGUGCUGUAGGGUCGAAUUCGACACUUUGUGUUGGCGGAGUAUGGGCAUCUACGUACGCAUUGCUUGCUUUCACGAAAGCAUGUAUAUUUUUGCUAUCGUUUUUAUUACUGGAGGCUGAACUCUAUGUGCAUAGAUUUGAUGAUGCAAUUAGAGCUGUUGCGGAUUUUCAGGAAUUACACUCGCAGUGUUCCUUCAGGUGAUUGCACGCUAUCUCAAGUGUAACAAGGGUAGGCGGGUCAUUGAUUUUCUCUAGUUAAGAAGGUGAUGUCCUUCGAUAAUUCGACUCUUCAUCUAAAUGAUGCGUAUAAAUCUAAAAUCGUCUUAUUGGGAAAAUAAUUGGAACUCGCCGCGAAGUCAAUUUCCUGAUGGCUGAGGUCUUUCGUAGAGUUUUGCAUUUUGAUCAUUUCUUGUCCCCAGAUCUCUCCACCAUGGAUACACAACAGGCAGUCGAUGCUCUUACAGAUCACAUGGCCAUCUAUCAUCGAUCUGCUGAACGACUGAAAGCAGGAAGGUCCACUGGUGGUGACCUUAAAAAUAAUCCCAAGCCAGGGGCCAAAGGUGGCAACGUUGUCAAGCAGAGAGUAAUAGAAUGGCUCUCUGAACUGAGUACUUCCCAACGGCAAGCUGUCCUCACCGUCUUUGAUAGAUCAUGGGUCUUACUCUUGUUGCAAAUGCAACAGAAGUUGAAUGAGAAUGGACCUGGAAACUUCAUCAUUCUUCCGGAUAUCCCAGCUUCAAGUUUGUCAGUACGAUCGAACACGGAAGUAUUAUCUCACUCUUCAAAGCACCAAAGAGGAAAAAAUAAGAAAGGGAGGGCUAGCUCCAACACCAGACGUGGUCGAACAUCCAAGGUCUCAAGAACGAAUAAUGAUGACCACCUUGAGGGCAAUCGGAAGUUUGAAGGUCACACAGGUUCUACAGGAGUAGCAAAAUUUGCUGCUGAAAAAGUAUUUCCUUUAGAUAGUGUAACCUUGCCAGGUCUUUGCUAUCGAAAAGCUAAUGGUCUUUUAGCCAGAUUGAAAAGUCAGCAGUUAGCUGAGGAGAAGCUUCGUAAAGCUGUGCAAAUUUUUAGUUCCCAAGACGGGCACAAAUCUCUCAUCAGCUGUGGAUCUGAACCUGUUUUUGAUGCACUAUCGCUAUCAAGUGAAUUGGCUGAGAAUUUGGAUGUAUUUCUGGAAGUCAUGGGGGAAAUAUCCUAUGGAGAAUUUCUUGAACAUCCCUUGGGGCUGACGGCAUCCCCAUGGGAAGAGACACCGUGGUUACAGGUCCAGGGUUACUACAGUGUUGCGGCCUUUAUAGCAAACAAGUUGGAGAUAUGUAUCUGGUCAUCUUAUUCUUUGUCCAUGGGCAGUAAGCGAUCCUUCAAAAAUCAGUGGAUCAUCAAGACGAGCGAAUCAUUAAGGUCAAAAUGGACUUCUGGAAGAUCUGUUGAUGUUCUUGAAUCAGCAGCUGCUGCUCAGAGUUUACAUGAGAGGAAACGAGGCUGCAUUGACUGGUGGAACAGGGUGGACUGUGAUUUGAAAGAGAAAACUGUUCGUUCCGCCCUAAUAGCUGCAACUAAAUUUGAAGUCAUUAGUGCCGUUUCAUCGGCAAGAAGUGCAAUCCGGAGUAUCAAACCGGCACAUAGAUCUCACGAACUGUUGGAGGCUACGAAAUACAGAGGAAAGAAUACACGUUGGACCAGUCUCUCGGAUACUGAAGUGGAACAUCAUAAAUUGGAUUUAAAAAACAGUUGGAGCACUUCAACACUGUCUCCUUUGCUGUUGGGCUUGGCAGCACUAAAGGAGGCUGCGGAAUCGGGCAUAUUAUCAGGUGAAUCACUCACGAUAGCACCACGCAGUAAUAAUUUGUUCUUUAGCAAUUUGGAAUCUGUACACACCCUUCCUGAUCGAAUUGUGAGGAGGUCGAGAAAUGUAUUAGCACGAGUGAUGAACGAAGCUGUGGAGUACGAGCUUCUUCAAGGAGAAGUAGGAACCAAUUCACUGGGUGCUGGAACUGCCAUAAUUGGGGAGUCUAAAGGGGUCAAAGAUAAAAAGAAGAGACGAAAAAGAAGUUCAGUGCAGAAGACUGGGCCAGAGAGAAAGGAUUUGGCUGAUUUGGAUUGUAAGACUUCUGAGGAUUGUUCAUCAGCUGCAAGGAAUGAGGACAAAAAAGGUGCAGACCCACAAUUUCUAAGCGCCAAAAUUCCAAAUGGUGCUGUAGGUUGCUCCGACUUUUGUGUGGGUACUAUUCAGAACUCGAACCCUCAAACUCGGAAACCAAUGAAUCAGAAGCAUGGGAAAGUUGCUCACACAGGCCCUGGUGUGAGUACUUCUGAUCUGCAUGAGCAUAAGGGGCAGUUUGAGAGGUUUGGGACGAACAUUAGCAGAGAUGAUGAAACUUGUGGCUCAGAACCUGUUGCCAGCCCUUGCUACACUUUUGUUGUGGAUAUUAAAAGUACUACUACACCUGUCUGCGAUGCUGGUCAGGCACCCUUCAUGGCCCACGGUAACCUUUGCAAUAGUAAAUUAGAACUUUGCGCGGGCUGUGGAGAUCGGGCUGUUCUUGAUGCUGCGAAUCAGCGUCACGGAGAAGUGGCGAAUAUGGUUUCGAACACUUCUGACUUGAUUAAUGCUGCACAGGGACUGGAAAUUCAUGAUAGGAAUGGUUAUUUGAGACAGUCCGACGAAGUGAACACUCGCGUAUUGUUCCCGGUUGGGGAAGAGCCUAGUGUCGGUCAAGCUGGAUCUGAGGUUCUUGAAGCUUUGAAUGUAGAACAGGAUCUUCAGAAGCAGUUUGACAUGCCAGAAUCUAUAUAUGAUCAUGACUUUAAUUUACAAAGAAGAGAAUCCAGAUCAUUACAACUGCGCUUUGGAACGAUAGAAGUAGUGACCUCUGAUGUUCAGGUUCCAGUAAAGUCUUCUAUAUCAUCUAAAGCCUUAGGUCAGCAUUCAAUUAUUCCAGAAACCCCAGGAAAUGGUCGCAAAUGUAGAGGAUUAGAUGAAUUAAGGAUUGCAGAGGAGAGCUGGGACACCGCACAUAACGUCGAAGCAACACCUGAACCAGUGUAUGAUUCUAAUUUAAGACGGUCUGGACACAGGUCACAAAGCUUGCCCUCAGGGAUCUCAGCAUCAGGAAAGCUGUUCGCAUCACAGCCUGCACCAACGUUUUUCCCGGAGGAACCUGUUCUGGUUCGUAAGGGUGGGUCACUGCGAUCUCAACAUAAUACUCCUGCUUUUGCUAUGUUUUAUUCUCAUGAAUGGCCUGGUUACUCACAAGUACGGGUCCCAGGCAGCACUGUGCGUCCGACAGCCACAGAAAGACUCCACCUGGAUGUUGUUCAUGACUGGCCUAAAUGUCUUGGUGCCUCUUCAGUUUCCAUCUCCAACACUGUCCCUGCUCCAGGAAAUCUUGAUUGGUCUCCAUUGGUGCACAAUGGGUACAGCCUUACCCCAAUGGUUGGGUACGCUGAUUCAAAUGAACCUAAGGUUGUCACGCUCUCUCCAUUUUCAUCCUCUCCAUAUGCAUCAAGGACCCCACCCAAUGGGCAUACAAGAUUAGGGGAAGAUUCCGAGGUUGAAGAGCGCCUGUAUGAUACGGACCUUGAAAUCUUUGAUGCAGGCGAUUUUGGAGACCUUGAUGGGUAUUUAGUUUCUGAAGAAGAAGGAGAACGACAAAUAGAGGACAAUGCGCAUGUGAAAGCAGAAGACUACAAUCAGGUCUUUGGUGGUGGGGUUAUGUACUGGAACUCAGCUGAUUAUACCGGAAUGGGUUAUUCUCGACCUGGUUCUAUGAGUUCCGAUGAUAGUUCAUGGGCUCGUAGGGAGGCAGAUCUUGGUGCUGUACUUGAUGAUAUAGUCGGUAUUCCAUACGGAGUUCCAUACGGAAGCAAAGGGUCAACAAGUUCCAAUCUUUCCAGUACUUCUCCUUCGCAACCAUCUACUUCCCUUCCAGUACCUUUUGACCAGAUAGGAGGUAGCCAAGUUGGCCCGCGUGUUUGUUUGACCAGACCUACAGGAAGUGACUUUUCAGUGAGCUAUAGGGCUUUUUCUGAUGAUUCGCAAACAGCGGGGACAAAUGUGGGCAACUCAGCUGGAGUAGUUGAUGGCAUAAUGAGUGAUGGAUUUAUGCCAAGGUUACGUCCUAUAGUGGUGAUGAGAGAUCCUGGCCUAUCCAGGUCCAUGGGGAAGAAUGAAGCAGUUCGUCUACGAGAAUUACGCAGUCCUCAUAUCGUGUCAAGAGGGGCACCGGAUUUUCCUGGAGAUCGACGUCGGCGACCUUCCCCCCCUGUAACUCGCCAUGCUCCACCUCCGCCUCCUCCUUCGCCGGUGGCUGGCCUCAAGCGUAGGAAGGGAUGGAUGUCUGCCAGGUCAGGGAGCUCAAGUCCCCGCCAUUGGGGCCUUACAAGUUGGUGGAAUAAGGAUGAUGUGGACAAUUUUGAGGUUCAAGCAGCAGGUAGAGAUAAUGCUCUUGAAAAUGGAAGAAGAAUGGCGAUUUUGGCAAGCACCCCGCCUAUACGUCCCAUGUCAAGAGUUUUGCCACUAGAACAUUCGGUAGCCAUUCACUCAUCAGCCUUGGACCAAGAGCACAUGGCUGAUGAGGCUUUGGUAAUGCAAAGCACUGUCUUGUUUAACAAGAAUCCUUCUCUCCAGCUUGUUAUUACGCUUUUUCACAAAUCUCUUCACAAGGAGAUUGAAACAUUCUGCUUGCAGGUUGCUGCAGAGAAAAGACUACGGAUGCCUUUUAUCAAUACGGCGGUUAAGAAGGUAACACACUCUUUGCAAGUCUUAUGGCCAAGAUCGCGGGCAAAGAUUUUUGGUUCAAAUGCUACCGGCUUAGCGCUUCCAACUAGCGACGUUGAUAUUGUUGUUAGCUUGCCUCCAGUGAGAAAGGCGCGGAAUCCAAUUAAACAAGCUGGAAUAUUGGAAGGGCGCAUUGAUGGGGUUAAGGAGACUUGCUUGCUGCAUGCAGCACGUAACCUCGAAGAUCAGGAUUGGGUGAAGUCCCUGCAAGUCUUUGAGCGCACGAUGGUGCCAAUCAUAAGAUUGGAGGCUCACAUCUUACCCCAUCAGUGUGAACUGGGUGACAUUUCUUUGAGCGUUAAAGAGACAUGCCCUAUGGGCUCGAGCAAUGAUGCACAAGAUGGAUCACCAACUAGUCAAGACUCAGGUGAUUCCGGCGAGAAGGAGGGUCCAUGGGGAUCUAAUAAAGAUCGUCAGAUAGUCCGCCUCGAUAUCAGCUUUGAAUCUCUAGCCAAUACAGGUCUUCGCACGUCCGAAUUGGUUCGGGAGCUUGUGGGACAAUUUCCUCCUUUGACACCCUUGGCUCUAGUAUCGAAGCAGUUUCUUGCAGACCGAAGCCUAGACCAUGCCUACAAAGGUGGUCUAAGUUCUUACUGCCAGGUGCUAUUGAUCACGCGAUUCCUUCAGCAUCAGCAACAUCUUGGACGGCCUUCUUCAAGCCAGAAUCUUGGAAGCUUAUUUAUGGACUUUCUGCAUUUUUUGGUUAUGUGUUUGAUCCUCGAAGCAUGUGCGUCCGUAUUCGGGGUGGAGGAAAGUAUGUAAGCAGAGAUCGUGGCCCUAGUAUUGAUCCUUUGUACAUUGAAGAUCCAUUUGAUUAUGAGAACAACGUUGGCAGCACCUGUUUCCGCAUUCAACAAAUUGUGAAGGCUUUCGCAGACGCCGACUCCAUUUUGGAGAAAGAACUAUUUGAGGCGUCCGCUACAGAUGGGAGCGAAGGGGAAGACAGGUUUUAUUUACUACGAAAAAUCAUGCCCAGUUUCGUGGGCAAGUGAUAAAAUGCCUGAGCAAAGCCUGUUCAUACUAUUUUGUUCUGCUGCAGAAAAUCAACCAGCAGGUGCCAUCGCUACACAUCAGCAUGCCACACACAGAACAUCUGGUUCUAAGAACAUGUGCCAGGUCCAUCAUAGAUGUCUCAAAUCCUAUGCUGGUUUAAAUGUUUGCUAGUACACAUCAUUGAGGCGAGAUGUUAGCAGAAUUACUCUUCUAUUCGUAUGCAUGACCGUUCGCUAAAUGCCAGAUGACCAGCUACAGGCA
Messenger RNA from Physcomitrium patens, 6405 nucleotides. The record is from RefSeq and is a predicted model, not a curated record. Lineage: Eukaryota; Viridiplantae; Streptophyta; Bryopsida; Funariales; Funariaceae.